Molecule: messenger RNA, 1419 nt
Organism: Ipomoea triloba (trilobed morning glory)
Lineage: Eukaryota; Viridiplantae; Streptophyta; Magnoliopsida; Solanales; Convolvulaceae
Product: amino acid permease 6-like
Exons: 6
Coding region: 1-1419 (472 amino acids)
Cellular component (GO): plasma membrane
Source: RefSeq, a predicted model, not a curated record
AUGGAAAGAGGCUUAAGCUUUGGUACAGAAGAAGGGAGGAGUAACGGUGAUGCAAAGUUUGACGACGAUGGUCUUCAAAAAAGAACUGGUACGAUGAUGACUGCUGGUGCACAUAUCAUAACGGGAGUAAUCGGGUCGGGCGUGCUGUCUCUAGCUUGGGCAUUCGCACAGUUGGGUUGGAUCGCCGGAGCCGUUUCUCUGUUGGCCUUCGCCAUCAUCACUUGCUAUACUUCCAUCUUGCUCGCCGACUGUUACCGUUCCCCGGAUGGUACCAGAAACUACACUUACAUGGCCGCCGUUACCACUUACCUAGGAGGAUUAAACGUGAAGGUGUGUGGAACAGCGCAGUACAGCAAUCUUGUUGGGGCUGCCAUUAGUUACACCAUCACCACAGCACUAAGCAUGAGUGCCAUCUCGAAAUCCAACUGCUACCAUAAGUAUGGGCAUGAUGCUGACUGCCGGCGGACCAACAAUAACUACACAAUCCUCUUCGGAAUUGCUCAGAUUAUUCUAAGCCAAAUCCCAAACUUUCACAAGCUCUCCUUCCUGUCCAUCGUUGCGGCUGUCAUGUCUUUUGCUUACUCUUCCAUUGGCCUUGGCCUCUCCAUAGACAGAAUCGCAAGAGGAGGACAUGUGAAGACUAGCUUAAUAGGGCAGCCAAUCAGAGCGGACUUGUCAAGUGCAGACAGAAUGUGGAAAAUCUUUGCGGCACUUGGAGACAUUGCGUUUGCCUAUACUUUCUCCAAUAUUCUAUUGUCAAUUCAGGAUACCAUAAAAGCUUCUCCUAAGGAGAAUGAGGUUAUGAAACAAGCCACCUUUGCCGGAAUAUUGAUAUCCACCGUGUUUUACAUGCUGUGCGGGGUACUCGGAUAUGCCGCGUUUGGGAACCACGCGCCGUCGAAUUUCUUAACCGGAUUCGGUUUCUACGACCCCUUCUGGCUCGUCGACCUGGCCAACGUCUGCAUCAUCGUACACCUCCUGGGAGCCUACCAGGUGUUCACGCAGCCGUUAUUCGCGUUCGUGGAGGAGCGGUGCAAGAGGAGAUGGCCGGAGAGUAGAUUUGUGAACCAAGAAACGGCGAUUGAGGUUCCGUGUCUUCCGAGGCUGAGUUUCAGCGCGUUCCGGUUGUUGUGGAGAAGCGCGUACGUUGUGGUUAUAACCUUAAUCUCUAUGCUGUUGCCGUUUUUCAACGAUUUCGUGGGUCUUAUAGGGGCCGCCGCCUUCUGGCCCUUAACCGUUUACUUGCCGAUUCAGAUGUACAUUGCGAGGGCGAAGAUUCGCAGGUUGUGUUUCGCUUGGAUUUGGCUCCAGGUUUUGAGUAUGGUUUGCUUCGUUAUCUCAGUGUUGGCGGCUGCUGGGUCUAUAAGAGGUCUAAUCAAAUCUGUCAAGAGGUUCCAGCUGUUUCACGUGGAAUCUUGA